Gekko japonicus is the source of this 2215-nucleotide messenger RNA. Its product is annotated as solute carrier family 2, facilitated glucose transporter member 5-like. Gene Ontology annotation, biological process: monosaccharide transmembrane transport. Bases 400 to 2022 code for a protein of 540 amino acids. Gene Ontology annotation, molecular function: hexose transmembrane transporter activity. The transcript is spliced from 12 exons. Lineage: Eukaryota; Metazoa; Chordata; Lepidosauria; Squamata; Gekkonidae. Gene Ontology annotation, cellular component: membrane. The record is from RefSeq and is a predicted model, not a curated record.
AGAGUUAGUCUGCAAACCUGCCUAGUGCAGAGUGGGAAUACCGGUCCACCUAUCCUCAAACGGCUGACUGGGGCCGACAGUGGCUCUCUGGCAGAGGAAGGUCUUUCCCAGCACCUGCUACCUGACAGCCGUUUGAACUGGUGAUCCUAAGGAUCAGCUGUGGGACCUUCUGCAUGCGGUCGGCUGCUGGCCUUGGCUCGUCGCCCACCUUGUGCUGAAGACUGCAUGCUUGCAAACGCUGGUCCCUGAAUGCCACAAGGGAGGCACGAGAGAGGCAUGCGGGACUCGGAAAAGUUCAGAGGGCAAGCUUCCGACGUUAUUGGGCUAUAAAGUAUAUUGCUGGGUGUUCCCUGCCACACUCAAGGCAUCUAUAUAUUCACGUCUGCUUCCCCACUCUGGAUGUGUUCUGCCCGUUACUACGAACAGCGGACUCUGGCACCCAGUUCUGAGAACAGACUACUGACCACGAAAAUGAAGACUGAGGAGGAUCAAGGAUCCAACGAGGAAAGGAAGGGGAGAAUGACCAUCGUGCUCGGCCUCGUGACCUUUAUCGCCGCCUUUGGGUCGUCAUUCCAAUAUGGGUACAAUGUCUCCGUGAUCAACUCUCCAGCUCCGUUCAUGCAAGAUUUUUACAACGAAACCUACUUCGAACGGUACGGGGAGUACAUGAGCGAGGACCUGAUGACAGCCCUGUGGUCUCUGACGGUGUCUUUCUUCCCCCUCGGAGGCUUCUUUGGGUCCCUUAUGGUGGGCCCCAUGGUGAACACCUGCGGCAGGAAGGGCACUUUACUGAUCAACAAUGUCUUCUCCAUCAUCCCUGCCAUCCUCAUGGGAAUUUCCAAAGUGGCUUCAACCUUUGAGGUGAUCAUAGUUUGCCGCAUCGUCAUCGGGAUAUGCGCCGGCCUGUCUUCCAAUGUCGUCCCCAUGUACCUCGGAGAGAUGUCCCCCAAAAACCUCAGGGGGGCCGUGGGGGUCGUGCCGCAGCUCUUCAUCACCAUCGGGAUCCUGGCGGCUCAGAUUUUGGGGAUGCGGAUGAUCUUGGGAAGUUCUGAAGGCUGGCCUAUCCUGAUGGGCCUAACCGGGGUCCCCGCAGCACUGCAGCUUCUGUGCCUGCCCUUCUUCCCCGAGAGCCCCAGGUAUCUCCUCAUCCAGAAGGGCGACGAAGAGAAAGCCAAAGCAGCUCUGAAGAAGCUGAGAGGCUGGGAUGACGUGGAGGACGAGAUGGAAGAGAUGAGGAAGGAAGACCAGGUGGAGAAGGCCGAAGGGAAGAUGUCCGUCUGCGCCCUUUUCACCUACCGAGGCCUUCGGUGGCAACUUAUCUCUAUCAUCGUCAUGAUGAUGGGCCAGCAGCUCUCCGGAGUUAACGGGGUAUACUACUAUGCCGACAGUAUCUACGAGAACGCUGGAGUGAAGAAAGACGAUGUGCAGUUUGUCACUGUGGGAACAGGCGCCGUAAAUGUCGUCAUGACUCUGGUAGCGGUUUUCAUCGUGGAGGCUCUGGGGAGGAGGAUCCUGCUUCUGGCCGGCUUUGGGAUCUGCUGCGUGGCCUGUGCGGUGUUAACCGUGGCUCUGAAUCUCAAGGAUACCGUCUCCUGGAUGCCUUACAUCAGCAUUGCCUGCGUCAUCUCCUACGUUAUUGGCCACGCCAUUGGAGCCAGCCCAAUUCCAAGUGUCAUGAUCAUAGAGAUGUUCCUACAGUCCUCCCGCCCUGCUGCGUUCAUGGUGGGAGGGUCCGUUCACUGGCUGUCCAAUUUCACGGUCGGGCUAGUCUUCAAGUACAUGGAGAAGGGACUGGGACCCUACUGCUUCCUGGUCUUCUGCGGCAUUUGCUUGGUCACAGUCAUUUACAUCUUCCUCAUCGUCCCCGAGACCAAGAACAAAACCUUCAUGGAAAUCAACCAGAGCAUGGCCAAGAGGAAUGGCAUUGAGCUACAGGCUGACAAGGAGGAACUGAAGGACUUCACAGCUGUCUCUGUGCCCUACAGCAAGAAGAAUGAGGCAGGAAGGAAUAGCGCACUCUGAAACGGCCCCGGCGUGGCCCAGGAUUGGCUACCGUUUCGUUCCACUUCCUUCUGGGACCGGCAGUCCUGACGACGCUUGCUGUUCUCAUCUGGCUUUUUCCCAUGCUGCAGGGUAUCUACACCUCAUCCCUUACAUCCUUCCUGCAACUCCUCAUUAGGGGCAAAAACUCCCGCAAGAGGCAGCGGCUUUACUU